Messenger RNA from Triticum urartu, 2090 nucleotides. RefSeq lists its product as uncharacterized. Gene Ontology annotation, cellular component: membrane. NCBI's taxonomy places the organism in Eukaryota, Viridiplantae, Streptophyta, Magnoliopsida, Poales, Poaceae. The record is from RefSeq and is a predicted model, not a curated record.
GGGAAUAAAACGGAGCACCACCGCCACCUCCACCCCCACUCUCCAACCCGUCUCCCUCCUCCGCCGCUCGCCCGAAUAAAACCCCCAGGCCGGCAUUGACGCAUCGCCAAUCCGCUAUUGCCAGCCACAGUUGAGCCAGAGGCGUACGUACACCUCGGGCAAGCAGGGCAGCUCAGCUUCUACCUCCCGGAAGACAUUAUCAAGGAGUCCUUCGUCUUCCUCCGUCCGGUCCCAUCCAACGUGCAUGAAACCCGGCACAGCUACAGCAGCACUCGUCCGUUGGCGCUCCUUCUUGCCAUCAAGCGGUCCACCGAUGACGCUUGACGGCGGCUUGCCAGUCACCACCGGAGGCGCCGGCGUGCCCAUGGCCGCGGAGAGGGGCGGCGGCGGCGCCCGCGUGGCGCCGGAGGUGGUGGUGGAGCGGGAUGCCGCCGUGGCGACCCCUGCGAUGGAGAGGGACGGCGGCGUGGGUGCCGGCGUGGCGCCGACUGAGGCGGCAGAGAGCGACGGCGGCGGCGGGAGGAGCUGCGGGGAGCAGUGCGUGAUCCGGGUGGCGGAGGAGUGGUGCUGCGCGCGGUGCGUGUGCGUGGGGCCGAACCCGAUGAUGGCGCGGUACGUGUACGCGCUCAUCUUCCUGGUGACCAACCUGCUGGCGUGGACGGUGCGCGACUACGGCCACUCGGCGCUGGGCGAGCUCCGGCGGCUCAGGGGCUGCCAGGGCGCGCGCUACUGCCUGGGCGCCGAGGGCGUGCUGCGCAUCAGCCUCGGCUGCUUCCUCUUCUUCUUCGUCAUGUUCCUGUCCACCAUGAAGACGCGCAAGGUGCACGACUGCCGCAACUCGUGGCACUCCGAGUGGUGGCCCGUCAAGAUCGCGCUCUGGAUGGCCCUCACCGCCGUCCCCUUCUUCGCGCCCUCGCCGCUCAUCCAGCUCUACGGGAAGGUGGCGCAUUUCGGAGCAGGGGCGUUCCUCGUGAUCCAGCUCAUCAGCGUGACCAGGUUCAUCACGUGGCUCAACGACUGCUGCCGAUCGGAGCUCAACCUCAAGAGAUGCCACAUGCAGGUGCUGGUGGUGUCGAUCGUGACGUACGUGGGGUCCAUCCUGGGGAUCGUGCUCAUGUACGUCUGGUACGCGCCCACGUCCGCCUGCAAGCUCAACAUCCUCUUCAUCACCGUCACCCUCGCGCUCGUGCAGAUCAUGACUUUCGUCUCCGUCAACUCCAAGGUGAAGGCGGGGUACCUGGCACCGGGGCUGAUGGGGAUAUACAUCGUGUUCCUCUGCUGGUCCGCGAUCAGAAGUGAGCCGCACACGGAGAUGUGCAACAGGAAAGCAGCGGUCGCGACGAGCGCAGACUGGCUCAACAUCGCGAGCUUCGUGAUCGCGGUGAUCGUGGUCGUGGCGGCCACCUUCUCGACGGGGAUAGACUCAAAGUGUAUCCAGUUCAAGAGCGCCGAGACGGAGUCCGAGGACGACGACAUCCCCUACGGGUUCGGCUUCUUCCACUUCGUGUUCGCCAUGGGCGCCAUGUACUUCGCCAUGCUCUUCAUCGGCUGGAACGCGCAUCAGGAAAUGGAGAAGUGGACGAUUGACGUCGGGUGGGCGAGCACGUGGGUGCGCGUCGGCAACGAGUGGCUAGCGGCGAUCACGUACAUAUGGAUGAUCGUCGCUCCGAUCGUGUGGAAGCGGAGGCAGGUGGGGUCGUCGUCCGCGUGUGCGUGAGCGAACGUUUUAUUCUCGCUCGUGCUAAUUACCUACUGAAGAACAGCUAAUCUACAAGAAAGAAAAGAGAGAAGUAGGGAGCUUGCUUGACUUGACGCUACUUCACUUCCACGACGCAUGGACGGAUGAUGAUGAUGAUGACGACGAUGACGAUGAUCAAGAAGUGUUGGUCGGUCGCUCGUUUUUUGCCCAAGUUGGAGGUAAAAGAGAGGGGGAGAGAAAGGAAAGAGCCGAACGUGUUCCUCUUUGUAUAUAAAAGGCCAAUUUUGCUUUCUGGCCGUUGCAGAUAAAAACUAAUUCUUUUGGAGUUGAGUUGAUUGUAUAUUCUCACUCCGAAAAAAGAAAAAUUACCAAGGAAAUAACUUUCAAAUUC